GUGAGCGCGGCGAGGCCCGGCAAGCCCGGCAAGCCCGGCAAGGCGCGGAACGGUCGUGUUAAGUCGUUAGUCUCUUUUCCUCUUGCUGUUGUUGCUGCUGCUGGUGCUUCGACCCCGCGCUGCACUCGUCGCCCAGUUUCUCAGAAUCACACGUUCGCGGCUCUGGCGAGCUGCGGGCUGUACCGCGAGGCACCGCGUCGCCUUGGGCGCCCUGGCGGUCCGGAUGAGUUGCAUCCAUGCACUGCCAAAAAUCGCAGUCGCCUCGCAGAGAAGAUGAGAGCGGUUCGGGCGCCGCCGCGUUCGGGACGUGCCCGCCGCGGGCGUGGGCCCCGGACCCAGCCUCUGACGGCUCGCUCAGACUCCCGCUCAACUACAAGAUGACGACGGAGCCGGCGGCGGCGGCGGCCGCCAUGGACAUCGACGAUGGCUUCUUCCGGCGGCCUCGCUCCGACCUCUCGCACCUGCACCACCUGGACGGGCGCCUGGACGGACGCCUGGAAGGACGCCUGGAAGGACGCCUGGAAGGACGCCUGGAAGGACGCCUGGAAGGACGCCUGGAAGGACGUCUGGACGGGCGCCUGGAAGGACGCCUGGACGGGCGCCUGGAUGGACGCCUGGAUGGACGCCUGGACGGACGCCUGGACGGGCGCCUGGAUGGACGCCUAGAUGGACGCCUGGACGGGCGUCGCUUCGCGCCCGGCCACGGCUUCCGAUCGCCGCAUUGGCCCGAGCUGGCCCUGCGCCCGCCCCACCUGCAGCGCCAGGGGCUGGGUCAGGGACUUGGCCAGGGGCUCGCCCAGGGCCUGGCCCAGGGCCUCGGCCAGGGGCUCGGCCAGGGCCUCAGCCAGGGGCCCCACUACGGCGUCUACGCGCCGCUGUACGCCGCGCACGCCGCUCGCGCCCACAAGACCAUGAUCUUCAGCGGCGGCCACGCCGUGGAGCAGCGCGUGCCCACCGCCCCUGACCCGGGGCUGCGGGGGCUGCGCGCCGAGCACCGGCCGCUGUUCCCCGGCUGGGGCAUGGCGGGCAUGGCCGGCGUGGCGCUGGGCUCGGCCUCCUCGGCCUCCUCGGCGCGCAGGAGCGUGCAGGCCAUCCAGGCCCAGAUGCUGGACGCCUCGCCGCUCGCCCUCAACAUGGUGGCGCAGGAGGGCUCCGCUUUUCAACGAGUGGUUCGGUCCUGCUCUGAUCUUCGAUUCUUACCUCCGCCUUCUCAUAAAGCUGCCGCUUUGCAUUCCGGAGAGAAGGGUGCUGUAACUGUGUCUAAGAAGGAACUUGACUUGUCGCCGCAGAGUGACAGUCAUGAUGUGUUAAAAGAACAUGAUGACGAUGAAGAAUCUGCGGAUGACUGUAAACUAACAUCUGAGUUCGGACUUCCUUUCAAGAAACGAAAACCUCGCCUGGAUAUAGUCAAAAUGGAACUGACGAAAGAAGACAACCCAGCAUAUGUUCAGUUGGGCGGAGACCAUUAUGAAGGAUGUUUUUGCCAUGAUCUUCUUGAAUGUGAAGGUUCCGUCAGUCUCGCAGGGAAGUUUAAUUCUUGGUCCAGCAAGCAAGCUCAGAUGUGGCUCUGGAAAACAUUGAGAGAGCACAAAUUUUCUGAAAGUGCUAUUUGUAAGACAUUGCUUAAAGUGAAAGAAGAAAAUGGCUUUGACCUGUCUACAUUCACUAAGGAUUUGUGGAAGGAAAAACUGUCCGAUUGUGAUGAACCUGAUUCCCCUGUAAGAAUGUGGGAGUUUGUGUGGGAAUGUGUCAUGGAACGAUCAAGAGACACAUCAUUGAGGCCCCACAAUUACUCUGCCGAGCCACUGUCAAGAGACGUAGACAUGCUUGGAUGCAACAUGUUCUCCCACUACACAACAGGAGGCAAUAUGUCAGCCCCUCUCGGAAACAUUGGUCUUUCCAAAAAACUUAACAAGCCACCUAGGAGAAGAAGAGAUAAAUGUGUUGGCCAGCUCUGGGAAUUUGUAUAUAAUCUUCUUCAAAAUAAGGAUAUGGAGCAUGUUGUGCGUUGGGAAGAUAAGGAGAAACAAUUGUUCCGUAUUGUUAACACAGAAGAAAUCGCGCGUCUCUGGGGCAAUCACAAAGGCAAUGGGCAUAUGACGUAUGCAAACAUGAGCCGCACUAUGCGGUACUACCGAGAGGGAAAUGGCGCCUUUGUACGGAAUGAGCGCAAAAGGGUGUAUGGGUUUGGACCAAAGGCAAAUUUGAAAAGGCUUGAGGCAAAAGCGGGCAGAAAACUUGUGAAAUAAUUCAAUUAUGCCAAUAUUUAUUGUUCAUUUAUUUUUCUGUUUCAUUAUCUCUUUACGAUUAUGUUGCUGCUGUUUCCAUUUUAAUGAUGAUGGUCAUCUUUUGACUAAGAAUCUUUGUUUUUCUCUUCUUUUUUUCCAGUUUGUACAUUGUAGUAAUGUUGGCUUGUGUGUGUGAAUGAAUGAGGUUUUUGAAAAAAACUGUGGCUGUGUAAUUCCUUCCUUAUCUCUUCUGUUGUGUUUUUAUUUUUUAAAAGUGAGUUGUCUCUUCAAACAGAAAACCCAUUAUGUAUUGUAUGAUUAUUGUGUUAUUGUAGGUGUUUGUUGUGAAUUGUCUUUAUCUUCAAUUCUUCCUUGGUAAGUUACUUGUUUCAAUAUAAAAGUGAAUUUAUAAUAUUUUGCAGUGAAGGAGUCAUUAUUGCUCUGUUGUCUACCCACAAAGAAUUUAUUUUUUGGCUGUUAUUAAGCUCCAUUAUCCAGCAUUGUGAAUCUUGGAAGUAGCAGAGGCACUACUGGCAUAUGUCCGAUUAAAAUCCAGACUCUAACUCAUGUGCUCUAGUGUAACUCAUAAUUCAAAGCCAUGUAUGUAAUGUCUCAUUUUGUUAAGGUUAGAUUAGGGGGUCUUGCUCUCCAAUUCUAUUAUUUCUGUGAUCUGUUGUUUAUGUAACAAACCAUCUUUUCGUUUUCAAAGUUAUUUAAUAAGGUGAUUGCUCAAUGUAACAUCAUGUCGCAUUAUUAUCAAUUAUCAACUAUAAACAUUAAAUUGAAUAACUUUGGGUUUGAUCUAAUAUAACUUAAUAUAAUAUAUAAAAUGGUUAAACAAACCAACGGCCCCAAAAAUUUUAAUUUUAAUAAAUCAGGAAACGUGUAUGAUAUGAAGAAGCCUGGCGAUGUGAUGUGACAGGAGUCACUUUCACUCUGUUUAAAUGUGGUCGUGUUGAUGGUCUGACCACAGUAUUUGAUGGACCAACAAUGGUAGUGUGGAAGCAAUCAUUUAAAUUGUUAAAGACAUACAAGUUAUCUGCAGACUUCAAUUUGAAGAACGGGGCUUAGCAUGACUACAUGCUGCUUGAAAAAAAAA
This is a messenger RNA of Thrips palmi, 3327 nucleotides long. RefSeq lists its product as uncharacterized. Bases 237 to 2249 code for a protein of 670 amino acids. Gene Ontology annotation, molecular function: sequence-specific DNA binding; DNA-binding transcription factor activity, RNA polymerase II-specific. Lineage: Eukaryota; Metazoa; Arthropoda; Insecta; Thysanoptera; Thripidae. Gene Ontology annotation, cellular component: nucleus. The transcript is spliced from 9 exons. Gene Ontology annotation, biological process: regulation of transcription by RNA polymerase II; cell differentiation. The record is from RefSeq and is a predicted model, not a curated record.